GAGGGCUCGCAGGCGCUGAUAUGUCCGCCAUCUUGGAGCGUCGGUGAUGGUGGCGAGCGGUGGCUUUCCCGCCUGAGCGGAGGCAGCCCGGGGCCUGUGGCGGGGUGACGCUCUUGCCGAGGAAGAAAUCUGCUUCAUCUAAUUCAAUCCUAAUUCAGUCCUGCUAAUCUGCUAAUACUGUAGAUUGAAAGAUUUUUGCUGUUGCCAGGAUACCCUGUAAUGGGCAAGGAGCCUGAGAGUACAAAUUCUGUUUUUUAACUUUUGUUAAAGCUUUUGUUUAACAGGGAACAUGUUUUAAAGUGUUUUGAUUUUGUGCCAGGAAGUGUAUCAGCUGCCCAGCCUCCCAUUCUUUGAAGAGUUUCAAAGCAAAUGUGUUCAUGAAUUGACAUACAUUAGGACCUGGGCUGCUGUUGAAAAGUGAUGGAAUAAUCUCCGGCUGGCACCUGACAUGCUGGGGGAGCAUCCCUAAAAGAGCUUGCCUGGGAGACAGUUUGGGAAAUAACGCAGUGACAUGUUUGCAGUAACCAGCAUGUUUUGGAAAUUUGAUCUCCAUUCGUCAUCCCACAUAGAUACACUUCUAGAGAGAGAAGAUGUAACACUGAAGGAGUUGAUGGAUGAGGAGGACGUCCUGCAGGAGUGCAAGGCUCAGAAUCGCAAACUUAUCGAGUUUCUGUUGAAGUCAGAAUGCUUGGAAGACUUGGUUUCAUUCAUUAUCGAAGAACCACCUCAAGACAUGGAUGAAAAAAUACGAUACAAAUAUCCAAACAUAUCCUGUGAGCUGCUCACUUCAGAUGUCUCACAGAUCAAUGAUAGGCUGGGAGAAGAAGAAUCCUUACUUAUGAAACUGUACAGCUUUCUCUUAAACGAAUCUCCUCUAAACCCUUUACUUGCCAGUUUCUUCAGCAAGGUGCUAAGUAUUCUCAUAAGCAGAAAACCAGAACAGAUUGUGGACUUUUUAAAGAAGAAACAUGAUUUUGUAGACCUUGUUAUUAAGCACAUAGGGACCUCUGCUAUCAUGGACUUGCUGCUCAGGCUACUGACUUGCAUAGAGCCUCCACAGCCCAGGCAAGAAGUGUUGAAUUGGCUAAAUGAAGAGAGGAUUAUUCAGCGGCUUGUAGAAAUUGUACAUCCAUCUCAAGAUGAAGAUAGACAUUCAAAUGCAUCGCAGUCACUCUGUGAAAUUAUUCGUUUAAGCAGAGAUCAGAUGUUACAAGUGCAGAACAGCUCAGAACCAGAUCCCCUGCUUGCAAGUCUAGAGAAACGAGAAAUCAUUGAGCAGCUGCUGUCUAAUAUUUUUCAUAAAGAAAAAAAUGAAUCUGCAAUAGUCAGUGCAAUCCAAAUAUUACUGACCUUGCUUGAGACAAGACGACAGACAUUUGAAGGCCAUAUAGAGAUCUGUCCUCCAGGCAUGAGCAAUUCAACGUAUUCUGUCAAUAAAAGUGUUCUAGAAGCCAUAAAAGCACGACUUUCAUCCUUCCAUGAACUCCUACUUGAGCCUCCAAAAAAAAGUGUCAUGAAGACAACGUGGGGUGUAUUGGAUCCACCUGUGGGGAACACACGUUUAAAUGUGAUUAGAUUAAUAUCUAGCCUUCUACAGACAAAUACAAGCAGCGUGAAUCAGGAGCUUAUAGAACUAAACAGCAUAGGAGUUAUACUGGACAUGUUCUUUAAGUAUACGUGGAAUAACUUUUUGCAUACUCAAGUAGAAAUCUGUAUUGCAUUGAUUCUUGCAAGUCCUCUUGAAAGCACAGAAAAUGGCACAAUUACAGAUCAGGAUUCCACUGGGGACAAUCUUUUAUUGAAACAUCUCUUCCUUAAGUGCCAAUUAAUAGAACGAAUACUUGAAGCAUGGGAGAUGAAUGAGAAGAAGCAGGCUGAAGGAGGAAGACGGCAUGGCUAUAUGGGUCAUCUGACAAGGAUAGCCAACUGUAUUGUGCAUAGUACAGAUAAGGGCCCUAACAGCACGUUAGUCCAGCAGCUUAUCAAAGAGCUUCCAGAGGAGGUCAGAGAGCGGUGGGAGACAUUCUGUACGAGCUCUUUAGGAGAAACUAACAAAAGGAAUACGGUGGAUCUUGUCACUACCUGCCACAUUCAUUCUUCCAGUGACGAUGAGAUUGACUUCAAAGAAACUGGCUUCUCACAGGAUUCUUCUUUGCAGCAAGCCUUUUCUGAUUAUCAGAUGCAACAAAUGACGUCCAAUUUUAUUGACCAGUUUGGCUUCAACGAUGAGAAGUUUGCUGAUCAAGAUGACAUCGGCAAUGUUUCUUUUGAUCGGGUCUCAGACAUCAACUUUACCCUCAAUACAAAUGAAAGUGGCAAUAUAGCAUUGUUUGAGGCAUGCUGUAAGGAGCGGAUACAGCAGUUUGAUGAUGGUGGUUCUGAUGAAGAAGACAUCUGGGAAGAAAAACAUAUUGCAUUCACACCAGAGUCCCAGAGACGUUCCAGUUCGGGCAGUACGGACAGUGAAGAAAGUACUGACUCUGAAGAAGAGGAUGGAACAAAGCAAGAUUUGUUUGAAUCGCAUGCCAAUACGGAGGACAAAAUGGAAGUAGACUUAAAUGAACCACCAAAUUGGUCGGCUAACUUUGAUGUGCCCAUGGAGACUGCGCAUGGUACCAAUCUGGAUUCUGUUGGGUCUGAUGUGUGGAGUACAGAAGAACCUAUGCCAGCCAAAGAAACUGGCUGGGCUUCUUUUUCAGAGUUCACAUCCUCUUUGAGCUCGACAGAUUCCUUAAGAAGUAAUUCUCCCGUGGAAAUGGAAACAAACACAGAGCCAAUGGAUCCCUUGAGUGCAAAUGCAGCUGGUCUUCCAACACAGCUGGAAACCCCAGGAAGUGUUGCUAUGGAGGCCAGCUCAGAUGGAGAAGAGGAUGGAGAAAAUGCAGACAAGGUAACAGAAACAGUAAUGAAUGGCAGCAUGAAGGAGACGCUGAGCCUUACUGUAGAUGCUAAAACUGAAACGGCUGUUUUCAAAAGUGAGGAAGGAAAAUUGUCUACCUCGCAGGAUGCUUCUUGUAAAUAUGUGGUAGAGGAGAACGCAGAGGUUGCGGAAGAGGCUCCUUCAGCUUUGCAGCCCACUAACAGCAGUCCAGAACAGAGGACUGAUCAACGCACCCUUUUAGGAGAGGCAUCUGUUAAUGGCCCUGUAUGAUAUGUGAUGUCUGCUGCCUUGGCUGAAGAAAAUGAACUGAUACCCGGGGGUUUGAGCGUUUCUUGAGGAUUUCAUCUAGAGCCUGUUGAAGCCAGUUACUGCUGCACUAAUUUUGCAAGGGAUCAGGACCAGCAACAUUUAUAUUCUAGAUUUUAAGACAUUGUACAGAAAUUCAUAAGUGUAAAAAUAUUGCACAUUGAGAAAUACCAAUAAUUUUUGCGUAUGUUUAUAUUGUAUUGUUCUAAUUAACGGGUGGCCUGUGAAAUAAGAUCCUGCCACCCAUGUAAUGAUGACAGUAGUGUUACUAUAGUUAAAAAUGGCUGUAAGAAUAGUUUUAUAAAAAAAAAAAAAGUGAAUACACAAAUCUAAUGUAUUUGAGACAUAACUAUUUGAUGAUUAGUGUGACCAAAGUAUUUAGCAGUUUUUCAUACAUUUUUCACCUUGUAAAAAGAAGGAAAAAAAAAAAAAAAACCAACCAAAAAAAAAAAAAAAAAAAAAAACCCCACACCUGAAAUUCAUGUUUCUUCCAGGUUGGCGAAGAAUUGUAGAACUGAAAUGCCCUAUAAACGUUAUUUUGGUUGUUUUAGCUUACAGAAGUGAUUUAAAUGAGAAUUUUGGUGUUCAACAUUUUACAGCAGGUUUUUUUAAUUGGUAAUUGUUUUCUGUAUUGUUUAAGACAGAUCAAAAAUGUAAGUCUAUUGGUAGAGAUUUUAAGUAUUUAUUGCUACGACUUAGUUGACAAAUUGAUGUUACUGUAAAGCCAUAUGUUCUGUUAAGUCUUGUUUGCUUGAAACAAUACCUUACAGGUGAAACACUAGGAUAUUUGAGGUGCACAUGGCUUGUUGUGUUAAGUGAUUCACCUGCCUUUUAACCCGUUCACCAAGAUUGACUUUAAUCCCCAGCAUUACACGACGGAACAUUUCAGAACAAUCUGCGUAUUUAAAACGCUGUAAUCCUCUUAGACAAGUCCAGUACAUGAAAUGCCCGUGCUGCUAAUGUAAUUACAGUACACGCAUUUUAAAAGUAUAUAGUGUUCUUUUAAUACCCAUUUUGGCAGCAGAGCAUGUUAAUUGUUACUUUCACUGUACUGAUCUGUGUGAGGCUUUCAUUUGUAUGUUCUAAACCAGUUUUUUUUCGCAGCUGGUUUGUGUAUAUAUAUAUAGUGAUUAUGGAAACUAAUUCUGUGUAAUUUAUAAUUUUCUAUGUCAGUGUACAAUUCCAACAGCCUUCUCAAACAAACGGAAGCAAUAUUCUGUAUAUUGCCACAUUGUCUGGUGAAAGGGUUAAAGUACUUCACCUCCUGCACUUUUAGAUGCAAAUCCAUUUUUAUUUCUGUAAUAAUUAUAUUCAUUUAUUUUUACAUCCUUUGUUUUCCUGACCAGUAUUUAAAGCCAAAAGGAUACUCUAAACAAUGGCCAAUGAUUUAUUUUAGAAAGCGUCCCAAGCAACGUGCCUAAACAUUACAUUGCAUACAGAAAUAAAAAAAAAAAAAAGGAAAAAAGUCCAAUGGCAUUGCACUUACUGCUUCCUGUCUUGCAUUUUCCUCAGAAGAUUUUAGUAGCAACUUGUUGCAAACUCAUCAGCUGUGUGAAAAUGGAGAAAGAAAACAUUAUGAUAGAAGGACUUGGAAACUAUAGUUGCCUUUCUAUUUGUACCUUAUAAAUGAUGGAAUUGGGUCCGUUUAUGUUGUUUAAUUGCAGAAUUGCUUCCAGAUGCACCUUUUCUGAAAGUGUUAUCUAUUAAUGGUGAGGUUGGCAGUUGUCCUUUCAUCACUUUCUUAUCUGUUUUGGAAACAGAAGUGUUCACUUCAGUGCAGGAAUUGCAGUGCAGCUGUAAAUCCCUCGUGCAGGAGAGCAGUGUGGUGUCUCCUCCUGUCCUUUCCAGUGAAGUGAUUUGUCCCUCGCUAGCAAGGUGCCGUCACUUCUUACGUAGCCAGGAGGAGUGAAGGUGGUACUGACAGUGUCAGUCAUUAACUGUAUUUCAGCCCUGCUGCCUGCAGUUCAGCCAAACCUUGUAGUUUGUCCUUCCUUCUGAUAGUGAACUGAUGUGACAGUUUGCUACUUAGUUCAUUCAGGAGAUCAAAAUUGAAAAGGAGUGUUCUGUCUCCUUUCCCUCCAUUCCUACCAUGUGCUUUCAGGUGAGUAGAGAUGUGAUGGUGGUAAAUGCAGAUUGCUCCGUCAGCGUAGUCUGCCUUCUGUCUAAAAGGUGUGCUAGAGAGAAGGUAAGCCAACCUACUUUAUGCUGAUUCUAGUGGUCUGAUUCUGAGCUACUGCACUUGCUGUUAAGUUGGGAGGUAUGUUAAACCUGGGAUUUAAACUAGAUUCGAUGUAGCGAGCUUGUUCUGAGGUCUGUGGUAUGUUUUGCCCACAAGUAUAUCACUUGUACUGGAAACCCUGAACUUGAAGGGAAAGCUUUGGCAGUAAAGGGAAAUCCUGCAUCAUCUCAAUGGCUCUGUUACCCAAUCUGUUCAAUCAAAUUUGACUUGACGGAGUAACGUCCAGUACCUCUGUAUGGGCUUGACUUCCUGCAGUUCUGCAGUAUCCAGUAGCAGUUAGCCAGUCGUAGCAAGCUUACUGCAACCUUGUUCUGAACGCCACGGUGCUUGUGGCAAUGACUGCAGGUGCAGUCACUGAAAACGGGGGUACUGUGGCAUAUGAAAGGACUUCUACAGGCAUUGCCAGACCAGCAGUAUGUGCAGUAGCUCCCAGCCCUGUCAGACCUGUCUCCGUUACCUGGUAGAAUGGAUGAAUCUCGCCACCUUGAUUGGUUACAUCAGUGCAAACCUUUGUUAAAAGUAUAAGCCGUGUCUGAAGUUUUUCAGCAAGGGUAUUCCAUUGAAAUAAAGGUAUAAGCUUGAUUAAUAAUAUGAUGCCGUCUGUUGAGUGAGUUGACAGGUAUUCACUGACAGCAGGACAGCUGAAGUAAUCUCAUUAAGUCCUUGUAAAUUCAACUCAUUUUAACCAUGCUUUGGAGUGGAGUUUCGGCUAGUAAGCUUUUGUCUUUGCCUCUCAAACUGUUCUGCAUUGUCAGCUGCACGCUGUGAAAGCUCACGGUGACGUUCCCAUGAGGAGGUAAGAAAGACGUAGGAAGAUAAAUUUUUCAUAAUGAACUUAUGUUCCUGUUGAAAUUAGUUUUAAUUUCCUUGAAGAUUACUUUGUUUUGACAUAUACUUUAUACAGUUAGGAAGUAUUUACUGUAUAUAACUGGCUGUUAAUAUACUUCAACAUCACCUCUGGCCAGUAGUGCAAUGCAGUAUGAGCGCUUCAGGCUCUACUGCAGACGUGUGCGUUGUUUCUCAAAAUCAGAAUGGAAAUUCAAAGAGAAUGUGGGAGCAAGCAGCUUUUUUUUUAACGUUCUGUCUUAUUUUUUGCAUCUUAUUUUCUAUCAAAUAAGGCACUGACAUCCUUCUGUGCCAUUAUUGUUGGAAUUAAGGUUACGGUAUGGAGAAAGCAUAAGCCCAUAGAAUUAAAAACAUUCUUAGCAUAAAAAUAGAAGCAUUCAACUUGUCUUUGUGACAUCACGGGAAGUCCCACCGUAAUUCUUCCUCUUCUGCUACAGGCUAAAGCAGUGAGGAGAACUGUGCUCAGCUAGUAGUAUUUUUCAACAUUUCUCUCUCCUGUAGAUGAGUCAGGGUUACUGUCUGAUGCAUUUCUUUCUCUCUGAAUCAGCAGGUACUGAGCAACAUGAGCUCAGAUUACCUUUAGUCCGACAGCCUGGCCUUAGCUAAAAUAAUGUAAUCCUGAUUCCAAGACCUCCUUCAAGAGGAGUGUUCUCAUUUCUCAUUUCUUAUUUCCUAUGAGUGCUGGUGGGUGCCUUUUCUGCGAUCUGUGUUCUCUGCAUCUUGAAAUUCGGAUACUGAAGACUCUUAACAUAAAUCACGAUUAUCUGUUCUGCAUGUGAUGUGCAGUCACCUGAACCUUGUCUAGCUGCUGAGUCAGGUUUCUCAGAUGCAGCUUGCCCAAUCGCUCAGACUGAGCUGCCUGUCUCACUGUUUUAGUCUGAAUGAUCACAUUGGUGGUUGAUUCUCAAGGAAGUCGUAGUGUUGCCUCGUCUUUCUCAAAAGGAACCUGAACCUCUUAUUUACAGGAUGUGUGACUUUUUCUGCUUUUGCUGAUUGGAAGAAAUGCACGUGACUAAUGGUAGGUUCUUCCCUUCCCCUUUUUAUCUAAGCCAGUUUUCUGUUAGAGGCCACAAUUUCAUUUUGGGUAGUAGGUUAACCUGGUUCAUCUGCUGAGGUCCUGAAGCUUGAUGAUGUAUACCUGACAAAUAAAACCUGUUGUUCCUUGUGCCAAACAAAAAUGAGUGGUGGGAAAAUCACUCAUUGUUGUUGUUUUUCGUACUGGAAGAUCUGAAGUGUUGACUGUCAUCUAAUGGUUCCUGUAUCAGACAAUGAGAUGAAAUAGCUAACAUAAGCCCAGAGGCCGUGUCUGCUGAGAUUGAGGUGACCUUGUUUCUCCAGAGCUCUGUAUCAAUUACGUGUCCUUAUAAAGACGCUUAUUAAUCACUUGCUAAUGCUGCUUGGUUUAAAAGAUUAUUUAAAAAAAAAAAAAGGAUGAAGGUGGUUAUUCUGUAUUCCCUGCUAGACCAUCAUUGAGAUGUGCUUUCAAAUGAGGAGAGUUUACUGGAGAACAGAAGAGUUCUGCUCUGGAGUGAGCCGUACAGGACUUGUGCAUGUUGGUCAGCCAACAUUCAAAAUGGAAGGGGUUAUAAAGAGGAGUUUGGGGAUGUUGAUGUAUCUACAGAAUCACAUCCUUCCAUUUUGCUGUAGUUUCCUCAGAAUUAAGAAGCUUGAGCAGCUAAAGGGCAAACUGAGUGUGCAGCUUUUUUUUUUUUAAUGCUGGCACUGGUAUGUCUGGUUUAAAGUACUCUAAAGACAAUUCUCUGUACUUGUGAUGUGGAAGCUGACAUCAAGUUAGUUGUUGUUAUUUACCCAAUUCAUGCAAUAUACCCCAGCACAUCAGAGAACUUUUAGUCUGUGUACAUGGAGAUACACGCACAUGUGUGAGUAAAGUACAUUUUCUUAUGCAGCCAGGUGCCAUGUAAGUGGUGCAUAUCCUAAAUGCACUCAGCUCUACAAUCCUAGGAGGAAGAGACACUUGUGCAUAUGAUUCAGCCCAUACUGAAGUACUUCAGUAAUACAAAAUGUUCUUUAGCUUCUGUCCCUGCAAAUGUUGACACUUGUGUUGGUGUCUGGCCAGCACGGCUGUAAUUGGAUUUGGGGAAGAGGAGGAACUGAUGCCUCCAGUUUUUGAGGCCCAACUUCAACUUUCAUCAAAGAGGGUCCUGCUGUGCUUUCUGUAGGCAUGAAAUACUUGAGCCUUUUUCUUCAUGUGUUUAUGGCUUCUCAGAAACUUAGGUAAGAGAUGGGAUUUCCAGUAUUGGUGACUGAAUCAUCAUGUUGACUUCAUCUAUAAACUUGUACUGGUGCUGUUAAUCUAUUGACAGUUAUGCUUCUGUUCAUGACACGUUGGUGGGAUGAUUGAUUUAGCUCUUCCAACAGCUGCCACCAGCAAUUCACAAACAGGUUUACUGUGUGGCUUUGAAUUUGGUAUUGCACAGAUAUGAACUGUUCUAGCACUCUGUAUGGGAAAGGCAGGGUCUCUGUGGUAUAACAAACUUCCACAUGGCUAAGGAAUAUCUAAUGCAAUCCAAAGGAAGUUAACUCACCUGAGUUGUUGCCUGCUGAUCUUUAGGAGUGUUCUUACUCCGUUACAGUGACUUCUAGCUGUUCGUGCAGAUGACACACUGGGCCUUUGCCAUCGUGGUAUGAAUCUGUGCAAGGACUGCUUGCUGCUGCCUUGCCAUUUGUAGUGGCUGUAGAUGAAACUGAUAAAACAUUGCAGUAAAUAGCAGAGUACCUAAACACUGAAACAAACUUGCUCCUGCAAGAAAUGAAGGAGAGGCAGCACUUGCUAUGUCAGUACUGCCCAAUGCUGCUCAUGGUAAAAGAGCCUUCUUUCCCUUCUGUGUAAGAGCUUGAUCCUUAAUUUCUUGCAGGACAUAAGAGAGCAGUGCUAGAGAUAAGAUUUUUCUACACUCUAAAGAAAAUAAUUACACUUGGGAGGACAGAUAAGCUGAUUCCAGCUUCUAAUUACUCUUCCACUACGAGUAGCUCUGGCUUUUAUGGCAUUGAGCAGUCUGGGUAAUGUUGUUUUAGGCACACUCUUUUACUUUCAAGGUGUGGCAGAAGUUAGAUUCAGGACCGUGCUGUACAAUCAAAACAUGGAAUUUCACUUCGUUCUUCCUGCUUUAUGAGCCAGUACUUUGCCUCUGGCUGUAGAGGGAGAGCAUUAAUUUUAUUGACUGACUAUUUUUAAUAGUUCUGGGUAAAAUACUGUUCUGAUAGCAAUUGAAAAAGCACACUGUGUCAGUAUUCUUAGUUUGGUAUCGGUGCGAUGUAUUACAUAAAUCAAGGGGGCACAUGUAAUGAAUAAUAAGUGAGCCAUUGUUACGUGUAUCUGAAG
Messenger RNA from Centrocercus urophasianus (Greater sage-grouse), 9615 nucleotides. It is a transcript of the gene PPP6R3, whose product is annotated as protein phosphatase 6 regulatory subunit 3. Gene Ontology annotation, molecular function: protein phosphatase binding; protein phosphatase regulator activity. NCBI's taxonomy places the organism in Eukaryota, Metazoa, Chordata, Aves, Galliformes, Phasianidae. The coding region runs from base 512 to 3151 and encodes 879 amino acids. The record is from RefSeq and is a predicted model, not a curated record. Gene Ontology annotation, cellular component: cytosol; nucleus. The transcript has 26 exons.